GGUGCGGUCACGCUGUUAACAUCUUUUUUUGUCAGCGGCUCAUAGUCACACAACAACGUGUUUUGUUGUAACUAAUCUUUAAUUUUAAGGGAAUGUUCUCUAAUUAAAUUUAAAAGAUCUAUAAGUGUCUUAUCAAACAUUACUGUGUAUCUGCGCUUCAAAAACAUUUUUAAAUAUCUUAUCGUUGAGACAUACACAUUGGUGACUUUCUAUUCGUGCACGGCAACAUGUCCUUACACACGAACAUGUCGGGUGUGACAUCCACUUUAAAGACUAUUCCUAGUGCGGAAAGCUAUCGAGCCACAUCAGUGGCCGCCAAUAAAGUUCGAUUUUCCAGUCCAAAAGAAAGGGGACUCGCAGAAUCUGUACGCGUGGCCCUCGAAGAAGGGAAUUUCCACCCGGUUAAGGAAUUCACAAACUUUAUCCGUCAAGCAGAAAUUAAUGAUGACGAAUUUUUGUUGAUUGUAAAGGAUGCUAAAAGAGUUGUACACAGUUUGACUUCCGAUUUCGUUCAUGUUAUCGAGAGUUUGCUGUCCCUCAACUGGAAGAAAAGAAGUUUCGAAAUAAUCGAAGCUUACACCGAAUUUUAUAUAGAUAUAAUGGUUACCCACAAUAAAUAUUUACCUAUAGGAAUAUCUAAAUUAAUUGUACACUGGAUUCCUGACGAUUUGGAUGAUUCCGACUGGGUGAAUGGAUGUCCUUCGGAACGUACGAGACUUGUAUUGAAACCCAUUCAUGAAGUACUGAAUCGCAUUUUAACAGCAGUUCCAAUGGCAUUUGAUUUAGUCAUUGAUACCAUAUCCGCUAAGUUUCCGUAUUUUAAAAAACCAGCCCAUGUGACCGCUGGUUAUCUGUUUAACGUGCUCUGGAUAAUCGAGUACAAGCCGAUAUUUGAGGAACUCAUUUUACAGCUGGUUCUGCAAAAACUUUUAGUAUUAGAUGUUAACGCUCCACGAGAUGAAAUUGGCUCAGAGAUAGAUGACGAGAACGACAAAAUGAAGGCAGAUCCCUUGUUUCAAAUAGACGACAUAUCCGCCGACAUCUUGGCUGGGACUGGAAGAACUCUUAAGCAUCCUGUCGGCAAAACCUUGGAUAUAAGCCUCCUCAUGCUGUAUAGGUUUUUUGAAGGCAAAUGUCGCAUUCACCAAGAUAGUAACGACCAACAGCGCUGGACUGCAAAUCGUUUAUUUAAAAUGUUACUUCAUAUAUUCGACGAAGUUCUGUUACCCAGCCACAACACCCAUCAUGUGCAAUUCGUCUUAUUUUAUGUAACUAGUAUUCGGUUGGCGUACUCGGAGGCUUUUCUGGAUUUGCUUUGGAAAAAGGUUCAAAAUCCCAAUAUAUCGGUCAUUAUUCGCCAUGCUGCGGUAGGAUACAUGGCUAGCUUUUUAUCUCGCGCCAGAUUUUUGCCACUUAGAAUUGUAAUAUUCUAUUUAAAAGAGUUGAGCAUGUGGGCUCAUAACUACAUAGACGACUCGGGUGAAUAUAACCAGACUUGCUCUUUGAAGGCUCACUUGGUUUUUUACUCUAUCUGCCAAGCCGUGUUCUACUUGAUUGCGUUUCGUGCCAGAGAUUUGACUGCUAGUUCUAAAGAUUUGCUCUUCCUUCAGUCCCUUCAACUAUCUCGCCUCGCUAUGUGUCAUUUAAAUCCUCUGCGAUAUUGUCUAGCCCCAGUGGCUACAGCAUUUGCUGGUGUUACGAGAACUUACCAGCUUGCCUACUGUCAUACUGUUUUGGAGCGCAACGCUCGGCGAAAACUAGCCACAGUAUACGGCCACGACAAAUGUAUGCCCGAAGAGACGCUGGAAUCGUUUUUCCCAUUUGAUCCUUAUUUGCUAAAGCUAUCAAACAAGUAUAUUAAGAACAAUUACAUGGUUUACCAGUGCAAUGAUAAGGAUGACUAUAUGGAUGGCUCUACCAACGAGUCCCUUUCUAGAAAACGUGGUGACUCUGAAAUAAUAGAGGAAGACGAUUUUAUUGUAGCCGACAAAAGGCAAAAGCAUUUGGAACUUUCUAAAUGCCAAGAGAUUGACAAACAAUUUUAUUUAGGAUCUUUCCCCGGACUUAAUUUAUAAGUCAUACUCAUUAUAUAAAAAAUUUCGAUUUACCAUAUACAAUAUAAAUGAAAUUUGUUAUAUCAAAAUAAUGUAAUUCGAUUAUUGAUUGUGAAAAAAUAUAAGAAACGAUUGCAAAGUAA
Molecule: messenger RNA, 2197 nt
Organism: Drosophila subpulchrella
Lineage: Eukaryota; Metazoa; Arthropoda; Insecta; Diptera; Drosophilidae
Product: RNA polymerase I-specific transcription initiation factor RRN3-like
Exons: 6
Coding region: 228-2075 (615 amino acids)
Biological process (GO): transcription initiation at RNA polymerase I promoter
Cellular component (GO): nucleus
Molecular function (GO): RNA polymerase I general transcription initiation factor activity; RNA polymerase I core binding
Source: RefSeq, a predicted model, not a curated record